AUGCAGCAGCAUGCACAUGCACCUCACAAUCCACUAUCACGCCAAGGAUUGUUGCCUGCACCACAUCAACAAAGCAUGCAGCAUGAGGCUGUACCAGUUUACUAUCAUGGAUCAAAUGACUAUGAGCAACCACAGGCACCUAAAGGCAGGAAAUUGUGGAACCCCAAGGUCAAGGAGCCAUCAUCAUCGAACAUCAAAUCACAUGUACCUGUCAUGGAUAUCCAAGAUUUUGAGAAUAGCCUUGCAAACAUGAUGGAUCGUAUCGAAGGUACCGUUCUAAAGCCUGUUAGUGAUGCAUCAUCAUCGCGUGAGAAAAGUUGA
Molecule: messenger RNA, 321 nt
Organism: Lichtheimia ornata
Lineage: Eukaryota; Fungi; Mucoromycota; Mucoromycetes; Mucorales; Lichtheimiaceae
Exons: 1
Coding region: 1-321 (106 amino acids)
Source: RefSeq, a predicted model, not a curated record